ACUCAGAUCAAAGCAAGAAGCCCAAACCCACUGGUGAAGGACCUUCUCGAUCGUUAUCGUUAUCUAUCAAGACCUUUCGGGAUUUCAAGCUCCGACUUGCCCAACUAGUCUUAGUCUUAGGAGGAGGGAAUUAUCAGGAUUAGGAUAUAAGCACACGCUCGUUGCUUGUUGAGAUAUGAGCAUGGACGCUGUUACUUCCAAGAUGGAGAAUUUGUUGAAAGCCGGUGGGAACGUCUUGCCCUCGGCCUUGAGGCCUGAUGGAGUUGCCGCGCAGAACGGGGGCAGUGGGACGUCCACCCCGCAGAGGUUGAGGAAGGAUACCAUCGGCUACAAGACGACCGAUUUCCCUCAGAAGGACCAACAACGCACCGAGGUCGAGAGGAUCGUCCUCCAGCUCGGAUUCAUCCCCCAGCCCUUGAUCGCGGGGGAAGUCAACUGGUACUACCAAUCCCUGGGGAUCGACAACACGUACUUUUUGAACGAAUCCCCGACGGUGAUCGCCGAGGCUAUCCUCUCGCUCUAUGCGGCCAAGGUCUUGGCGUACACGAAACAUGAUCCCAACAGGUUGACUAUCGAUUUGGAGAAUGUGACUACCGAGGAGAUGAGCAAGGCUACGGGCGGGAAGAAGAAGGAAGGUGCGGUUUGGAUUCAUACGAGUCAGCCGGGUAUCAGUGCGGUCGAGGGCCCCGGGGCCGAGGUCGAGAAGAAGAUCGACGAAAACUACCUGAACAACUCGACCAUCGACAAGGCUUACCGACUCGAGACCUACCGAUCGACCGGGGCCAUCUCCUCGGCUUCGCGUCAACAACUCCGAUGCUACUUCCUGCAACGAUGCGUCUUUCCCGAGGGUAACCCGCCCUCGCUCGACUCGGACAAGCCGGUCGACAUCAAGACCGUCUCGGACAGGUCGUUCUUGGAAAAGGCCUCGGACAAGACGCUCGAGAUCUAUCAGCAUGUCAUGGACCAGGUCAGGAAGAGGAGCGGGCCCGUAAUCGAGUUGUUCGAGGUCGAGGAGAGUAGGGAGAGGAGGGUCGUCAUCGGUUACAAGAUGGGCGGGACCAAGCAGUUCUUUUCGGCCCUGUCGGAUCUUUACCACUUUUACGGUCUCUACUCGGCUCGAAAGUACGUCGAGCAGUUCUCGAACGGGAUCACCAUCAUCUCGAUGUACCUCAACCCGGUUCCCAACUCGCGAGCGCCUCCCAUCGAGCACUCGAUCCAUCAGGUCAUCAAGGAGACCUCGCUGCUGUACUGUCUGCCCCACAACCCGUUCUUCUCUGUCAAGGCCAACCCGGAUCGGGACCACGCGGUGCAAGAGGCCACGUACGCGUAUGUCGGGUGGAUCUUUGCUCAGCACUUUUGUAACCGUCUUGGGGCGAGUUAUAUCGCUUUGAAGAACCUCCUGGACGAGAACAACCCGUCCCACGCCGAGGCUCUGCAGAGCAUCAAGACCAGACUCCGUGACGAGACCUUUACCCGGCAAUUCAUCCAGGAGACCUUGCAAAACUACCCCGAGCUCGUCAGGAUGUGCUACAUCAACUUCGCUAUGACCCACUACCCGGCCUUGGACGAAGCCAGCCAGCUCACCCCGACGCUCAGUUUCCAACGACUCAAGACCGAGCAACCGUUGGAGGAGGCCGAGCUCGUCAGGGAGAUCCGAAAGCGAUGCAAUGACGAAGAGGCCCAGAUCCUCGAGGCCUUGUUGGUCUUCAACAAGCACGUGCUCAAGACCAACUUUUACCAGCCGACCAAGGUCGCCCUCUCGUUCCGACUCAAGCCGGAUUUCUUGCCCCAGAUCGAGUACCCCUUGACGCCGUUCGGGAUCUUCUUCGUCGUCGGAUCCGACUUCCGUGGAUUCCACGUUCGAUUCAAGGACGUCGCUCGAGGUGGUGUUCGAGUCGUGCGAUCGCGAGGCAGGGAGGACUAUGCCAAGAACGCCAGGACCUUGUUCGACGAGGCCUACGCUUUGGCCAGCACCCAGCAGAAGAAAAACUGCCUCAUCGUCGAAGGCGGUGCCAAGGCGGCCAUCUUGCCCAACCUCGACGCCAACUUUACCUUGUGCUUCGAAAACUUUGUCGACGCCGUCAUCGACUUGCUCAUUCCCGGUCAAUCGCCCGGCAUCAAGGAGAAGAUUGUCGAUCUGUCCGGACGCAAGGACCCGGAGGUCUUGUUCUUCGGUCCCGAUGAGAACACUGCCGGCCUCAUGGACUGGGCUUGUUUCCACGCUCGAAAGAGGAACGCCCCGUGGUGGAAGUCCUUCACCACCGGAAAGAGUGCUUCGGCUCUCGGUGGUAUCCCUCACGACGUGUACGGCAUGACCUCAUUGUCCGUCCGACAAUACUUGCUCGGUCUUUACCGAACGCACGGUCUUACGGAGAAGAACGUCACCAAGGUUCAGAUCGGAGGACCCGACGGUGAUCUCGGUUCGAACGAGAUCUUAUUGAGCAACGACAAGACUGUCGCUAUCGUCGACGGAAGUGGAGUCCUGCACGACCCCAACGGUAUCGACCGAAGCGAGCUCACUCGUCUCGCCAAGGCUCGACAGACCGUUUCGAACGUCGACCGAGCCAAGAUUGGACCCGGUGGAUACCUCAUCCUGCUCGAGGACAAGGGAUUCGUUUUGCCUUCCGGCGAGGUCAUUGCCGAUGGCUUGACCUUUAGGAACACCGCCCACCUCCGUUUCAAGGCCGACAUGUUUGUGCCUUGUGGAGGUCGACCCCAGGCCAUCAACUUGUCCAACGUCAACCAGCUCUUCGACGCCGAGGGCAAGUGCCACUUCAAGUACAUUGUCGAGGGAGCCAACUUGUUCAUUACCCAAGAGGCCCGUGAGCGACUCGAAUCCAAGGGGAUCGAGCUCUACAAGGACUCGAGCGCCAACAAGGGAGGAGUCACCUCGAGCUCGCAAGAAGUCUUGGCCGGUCUCGCCCUCAACGACGAGGAGUACAUUGCCAACAUGCUCUUCAAGGACGGCGCGCCUACGCCCUUCUACGAGGCUUACGUCAAGGACAUCCAGGCAUUGAUCGCCCGUAACGCCUCGGCCGAAUUUGUCGCGCUCAACAAGGAGUACGCUCGACACAACGGCAAGGUCUUGCGAACCAGGAUCGCCGAUGAACUCGCCAGCGCUCUCAACAACCUUCAAGCCGAGCUCGAGACCAGUGCUCUGUACGAGCAAGUCGAAAGCCGCAAGAACGUGUUGGCCAGGGCGUUCCCCAAGACCUUGAUCGACUUUGUCGGCCUCGACAAGUUGCUCGAACGUCUCCCUGAGCCGUACCUUCGUGCUCUCUGGAGUGUCAAGAUCGCCUCCGACUUUGUCUUCUCCAAGGGUCUCGGAGCUAGUCAGGUCGACUUUUUCCUCUUCUUCUCGUCAUUGUCUUCGUGAUCUCUGGCGCAGUUUCUCUAUCUACCUUUCUCGUCUCGUUUCCGUUAUUAGCAUUCCGACACAUCAUCUUCCUCUCUUACAGUCAACAUCAGU
This is a messenger RNA of Filobasidium floriforme, 3469 nucleotides long. RefSeq names its product glutamate dehydrogenase. The transcript has 12 exons. The record is from RefSeq and is a predicted model, not a curated record. Bases 176 to 3376 code for a protein of 1066 amino acids. Gene Ontology annotation, molecular function: L-glutamate dehydrogenase (NAD+) activity. Gene Ontology annotation, cellular component: mitochondrion. Lineage: Eukaryota; Fungi; Basidiomycota; Tremellomycetes; Filobasidiales; Filobasidiaceae.